This is a messenger RNA of Phaeoacremonium minimum UCRPA7, 1074 nucleotides long. Its product is annotated as putative erythrocyte band 7 integral membrane protein. The transcript has 4 exons. Gene Ontology annotation, cellular component: plasma membrane. NCBI's taxonomy places the organism in Eukaryota, Fungi, Ascomycota, Sordariomycetes, Togniniales, Togniniaceae. The record is from RefSeq and is a predicted model, not a curated record. The coding region runs from base 1 to 1074 and encodes 357 amino acids.
AUGGACGCUCCACGCAGCACCGGAGGCUCCUCCAAGGACCCCGAGGUCAACGGCCACGGUCCUAGCGCAGCUGGCUUCCGUGCUCAGGCCAACAUGACCACCGUCGUUCAGCCUCCUCGCGAGGAGGACCUGCAAAGGAGCUAUGCUAGCAUCGUCGGCAAUGAUGCGAACCCCAAGGGCUGGUACGGCAGCAUGCUCAACGGCCUCGGCGCUAUUAUUGGAACCAUGGGAGCCGUUCCUUGCUGUGUCUGCUGCCCCAACCCAUUCAAGAAUGUCAACCAGGGUAACGUUGGUCUGGUGACCAAAUUUGGAAAGUUCUACAAGGCAGUCGACCCUGGCCUGGUCAAAGUCAAUCCUCUCAGCGAGCGCCUGAUCCAGGUCGAUGUCAAGAUUCAGAUUGUCGAGGUUCCCAAGCAAGUCUGCAUGACAAAGGACAACGUUACAGUUAACCUCACCUCAGUUAUUUACUACCACAUCAUCAGCCCCCAUAAGGCUGCUUUCGGUAUUACAAACGUGCGACAGGCCCUGAUUGAGCGUACCCAGACGACACUACGACAUGUUGUCGGUGCCCGCAUCCUCCAGGACGUCAUUGAGCGUCGUGAGGAGAUUGCCCAGUCCAUUGGUGAAAUCAUUGAGGAUGUUGCCACAGGCUGGGGUGUCCAGGUCGAGAGCAUGCUCAUCAAGGAUAUUGUUUUCAGCCAGGAGCUCCAGGAGUCUCUGUCCAUGGCCGCCCAGAGCAAGCGUAUUGGAGAGUCCAAGAUUAUUGCUGCCAAGGCUGAGGUCGAGAGUGCCAAGCUGAUGCGUCAAGCCGCCGAUAUUCUUUCAUCAGCACCCGCUAUGCAGAUCCGCUACCUCGAGGCCAUGCAAGCCAUGGCCAAGUCGGCCAACAGCAAGGUCAUCUUUUUGCCCGCCGCCAACCAGACGAUGCCGAACCAGCAGUCGCUGUUCAAUGCCGCGAUGGCCGACUCCAAGCCGAUCGAGGGUGGAGAGCCGAGUGGGAACUUCAAGGACUUUGGAGGUCAGGACUCCAGUUUUCAACAAGCCAUGAAUGCUCGGGUUGUUGAGAACAUCUAA